Molecule: messenger RNA, 573 nt
Organism: Lycium barbarum (goji berry)
Lineage: Eukaryota; Viridiplantae; Streptophyta; Magnoliopsida; Solanales; Solanaceae
Exons: 2
Coding region: 1-573 (190 amino acids)
Biological process (GO): DNA integration
Molecular function (GO): nucleic acid binding
Source: RefSeq, a predicted model, not a curated record
AUGGAUGUCAUUGGUCCUAUCGAGCCUGCCGCGUCAAAUACACAUAGGUUCAUUUUGGUAGCCAUCAACUACUUCACGAAAUGGGUAGAAGCAUCUUCGUACAAGUCAGUGACGAAGAAGGUGGCAGUAGACUUUGUUCGCAAUAACAUUAUCUGUCGAUUCGGAAUCCCUGAAUCAAUUAUAACAGAUAAUGGAGCUAAUCUUAAUAGUGUUCUGAUGCAUGAGAUUUGCGAAACAUUUAAGAUUACCCACCGCAAUUCCACCCCAUACAAACCUCAGAUGAAUGGAGCACUUGAAGCAGCCAACAAAAACAUCAAUAGAAUAUUGCGGAAGAUGAUUAACAAUUACAGACAUUGGCACGAAAAAUUGCCAUUGGCCCUUCUCGGUUAUCGCACCACUGUAAAGACUUCAACUAGGGAAACGCCUUAUCUUUUGUUCUAUGGGACAGAGGUCCUGUUACCCGCAGAGGCAUCUGAUAUAUGCCAUGUUAACCGUGAACCCAGUGUGCUCAUCUGGUUGUUUGUUGCUGAAUGUUGCAUCCUUCUUUUGGGGAGUUCCUUUUAUAUAUUUUAG